Messenger RNA from Ctenocephalides felis (cat flea), 222 nucleotides. RefSeq lists its product as uncharacterized. NCBI's taxonomy places the organism in Eukaryota, Metazoa, Arthropoda, Insecta, Siphonaptera, Pulicidae. The record is from RefSeq and is a predicted model, not a curated record. The coding region runs from base 16 to 222 and encodes 68 amino acids. The transcript has 2 exons.
AAUAAUUUAAAAAAAAUGCCGAAUACGUGCCAAAACCGUCACAAUAACGGUGUGAGAGAUGCAAAUAAUAAUAAUUCCAUAAAUGAUAUGUACAAUCGGAUAGGGUCGAAUCCAGGGUCAAACUCGAGCCCUAAAGUGACGGCAAAGGUGAUGUUCGGAACCGUAGAAGCCCUACGAGAUUUGAGACUAAAAGAGCAGAUGCAAAGGCAGCAGAAAAAAUAA